Molecule: messenger RNA, 1840 nt
Organism: Mycotypha africana
Lineage: Eukaryota; Fungi; Mucoromycota; Mucoromycetes; Mucorales; Mycotyphaceae
Exons: 5
Coding region: 232-1473 (413 amino acids)
Biological process (GO): endoplasmic reticulum tubular network organization
Cellular component (GO): endoplasmic reticulum tubular network
Source: RefSeq, a predicted model, not a curated record
AGCCCCAAACGACACGCUCAACCAUUUGUCAACAAACGGCCAAUCAUUUUCUAGGUCUUUCAUUCAUAUAAUCCACACAAAAAGACAUUUAAUAAUUAUAAAAAAAAAAGCUGGAUAUGUCAGUGUCUUGUUUUGGACAAUUAUUUUUCUGAGUAUCAUUUGGUUUGCUUUUUCUGUCUUUCUUUUUUUUUGAAGACGCUUUAAUCGCAAUUGAAAAGAUCAACUACACUGAUGGGCUCGUUUCUGUCAAAGCAGCAGAUAGAUUCUGAUAACUAUGAAAAGAUAUUGUCAGAGCUGGAUACUGAAAUUCAAAAGCUAGAAAUUAAGCUAUCAGAUAUGAAGAUAAAUGGUCGAAGAAUAGGUGUUUUAUGGAUCAUAUAUUCAACAUUAUUGUGGAUCAUUUAUGUGAUAUACUACUUGUAUACUCUAAACCCAAGAUACCGUUUGCAAACUGUGGAAUAUCCCUUCUUCAAUUUGACGCCCAUAUUCUUAGGCCCUUUAUGUAUCUAUUACAUUCGGAAAGGAUUAAACUGGACUUAUCACAAAAGACUCGCCCACCUGGACAUAGAAUUGACGACGUUACGUAAAAAGCAAAAACUAAAAGUCGAAGAGCUAAAAAAGAAGACAUCCUAUUAUACAACAAGGCUGUUGUUGGAAAGAUAUGAUAGUAAUUUUGAAGGAUAUAAUAGAAUGAAAGAAAAAGAAACAGCUGCUAAGCACCAACAAGGAAUUCAUCUUCAGCCAAAACAUAAGCAAAAGCAGCAGCAAACAGCAUCCAAACCACAGCAGUUGCAGCAACAACAGCUUGUUGCAAAUCAAAACCAACACAAUGCAAAGCCGACACUGUCAUCCAAACUUCAAUUAACACAGCAAUCCAAUGACCAGCAGCAACGACAGCAGCAUUUCAAAUUUCAGACUAUUCCAAAUAAUAAUGUUGCCCAACCAACUAUACCGCACAACCUAAAUCACUUUUAUCAACUCAACAAGCAACAACCACAGAAAUGGUAUGAUAAAUUGAUUGAUGCGCUUGUUGGGGAUAUUGGACCAGAAACAAAAUAUGCACUGAUUUGCAUUCAUUGUUACGCGCACAAUGGGCUCAUAUUACCACAAGAGGUCGAUACCAUACAAUACACAUGUCCUCAUUGUCAUCAAUUCAAUCCUUCACGUAAAUCAAGAAAGUUACAUCCAAAUGGACCAGUACUGCCUUCAUCAACACAACCGCAACCGACAGUUUCAUCUACCACCUCCGUAAAUACCCUAGCGCCUGAAGCAUCAUCUCUCAUACUCAACUCUUCCGUGGCAGGGUCGAUAAAACGCGUACAACCACUCAAUGCUUCUAGUAAUCAAUCUCUGAAGGAAAAUGAUUUACUUAAAAGCGGUAUGAACGAAAUGGAUGGGUCAGACCUCAUAGCAAAAGAAAGCAAAAGUGAUACCUUUAGAACAGCAUCAUCAUUACCGACAACAAAGGAUUGAGUGUACAGCAUAGAUUGAUAUUUAAUCGUUUUACUAUCACUGUAGAACAAAAUAUGUUAUAACGAAAUAAAACAUCACUUUAAAGAGUUGAAGUGAUAUUUCUCAACUUGGUAAAGAGGCCUAGAAGUUAAGCAACAGUUGGGUAAUAUUUUGGCUACUUGCGUACACGAAAAGUUUUUUAAAAUUUUGGAAGAAAGUUUCAAAAUAAAUCAGAAGGGUACAAUGGAAUCACUAGCAGCGGAGGGUGUUGUCGUUCAACUGAUGAUGCUUUAUAUGAGAACAAGUAUUGUAACGGCAGUCACAGCUUGGGGAUUAUAAAUGACUUUAUUCUUCAAAUGGCAGGUUAUCUGCAACACCAAGCAUUAUC